Molecule: messenger RNA, 516 nt
Organism: Erigeron canadensis
Lineage: Eukaryota; Viridiplantae; Streptophyta; Magnoliopsida; Asterales; Asteraceae
Product: ctenidin-3-like
Exons: 2
Coding region: 1-516 (171 amino acids)
Source: RefSeq, a predicted model, not a curated record
AUGGCAUCAUCUUACAAGCAUUUUCUGGUUAUUCUAACUCUUCUUUUUGCCGUUUUUGUUCUUGCCUCAUGCGAUACCAAAAAUCAAGAAACUACUCUUGAUGCCACUAAAAAAAGUAAAGAAGGUGAGAAGAAAGAACAACAGAUAGGUGGGGCUAAAUUUGGUGGAGGGUUUGGGACAGGUAGGGGAGGUGGGAUAGGCGGAGAAAGGGGUACUGGUUUUGGAUAUGGUGGUGGUCCCGGAGGUGGUAAAGGUGAAGGUGGGGGAUGGGGAGGCGUUGGCCCUGGUGGUGGUUCUAGUGGAGGUGGUUGGGGUGGUGGUGGCAGCCCUGGAUGGCUUGGCGGUGGUGGUUUAGGUGGUUUGAUCCCUGGAUUGGGUGGCCGCCGCCCUGGAAUGGGUGGUGGUGGUGGUGUUCCAGGAUGGGGCGGCGGCGGCGGUAUUCCCGGAUGGGGUGGCGGCGGCCAAGGUGCGGCAAAUAAUAAGCAGAAUAAGAAGGAAGAAGAGGGAAAACAUUGA